AUGGUGGAGUUUGUGUUCGUGUUCGGGGCUCACUCGUGGCUGAAGAAUAUCAUGGGUGGAUUGAUGACGCUGCAAGACGAGCAGAUUAAGAGCGGGAUUCACAUAUCUUUCCAAGGCCAUGAAGGCGUGGUGGAGCGUUUGUUUCUGCAAGGGUUUUCAUUGCGGCAGUACGAUAAGGGGCUGGCGUACAUCCCGAACAGUAUCAUGCUGGAGAAUGCUGUGACCGUUCAGAGCAAGAAUCUGGACCGACGCUGCGUCAUUCCCGUGCAUCUAAGUCACUCAACGCCAACGACAGCGCUGCGCGUGUUUAUUCAGGAGCUGGACAACUUCCUCAUGCUGCACAUGAUCAACCAGCGCACGAACGCGAAGGCUGACGUUCUUGGGCUUGAAAAGCCAAGCGGUGGCUGGAACAUGAUGAACGUGUACGAGCGCAGUAAGAAGCUGGCAACGGAAGAAGCGCAACCACAAGGCCGCUUCUGGAUCAGCAUUGAGGCGCCGUACCUUGUGCACGUAGUGUACUACUCCCAGGAGCGGCAUAUCAAGGGACUCUUGACGGAGAAGACUGAGAUUGUGCUCCAGAUAACGGAUCUGAUGACGAAGCUUAAGCUGAGCUUACACGAUGAAGAAGGAGGAGGCCGCGCUAGCCCUCCGGCACCGCUUCCUGAAGUCGUGACCAAUCGCCGGCGGAGGCGGGCACCACCUGCCAGCGAGCCACUUGGACGACGAGUCCUGAACGAGUUCAGCGACGGCAAUAUGUUGCGCCACCGUCGACCUCACGAUAACCGUGGGGAAUUUGUAUAA
This is a messenger RNA of Phytophthora sojae, 801 nucleotides long. RefSeq lists its product as hypothetical. Lineage: Eukaryota; Oomycota; Peronosporomycetes; Peronosporales; Peronosporaceae. The transcript has 4 exons. Gene Ontology annotation, cellular component: membrane. Gene Ontology annotation, biological process: transmembrane transport. The record is from RefSeq and is a predicted model, not a curated record. Gene Ontology annotation, molecular function: mechanosensitive monoatomic ion channel activity. Bases 1 to 801 code for a protein of 266 amino acids.